Messenger RNA from Cylas formicarius (sweet potato weevil), 1285 nucleotides. RefSeq lists its product as uncharacterized. NCBI's taxonomy places the organism in Eukaryota, Metazoa, Arthropoda, Insecta, Coleoptera, Brentidae. The record is from RefSeq and is a predicted model, not a curated record. Gene Ontology annotation, biological process: inositol metabolic process; signal transduction; phosphatidylinositol phosphate biosynthetic process. Gene Ontology annotation, molecular function: inositol monophosphate 1-phosphatase activity. Bases 77 to 946 code for a protein of 289 amino acids. The transcript has 6 exons.
GUCGGAAUAAAUAAUAAAAUUACAGUCAUUAGAAGAGUUUGGGUUAGUUGUAUUUUUUUCUUGAUAUACACGCGCAAUGAGCGAUCAAGAAAUUAUAGAGUUAAUGGACUCGGUGUUACCGUUAGUUUUAGAAUCCGGAAAAAUCCUACUGGAAACGCAAGACGAAAGUAUCGAAAUGGACAGUAAAAAAGCCAUCUGGGAAGUGGUGACCGUAUACGACCAGAAAAUCGAGGAUGUUCUCAUGAAAGGCAUCAAAGAGCUGUACCCCACGCACAAGAUCAUCAGCGAGGAAGAGUGUUCCCAGAAAGACGAGAUAGCUAAACUGACAGAUGCGCCCACUUGGAUAAUAGAUCCUAUAGAUGCGACUGCAAAUUUUGCAAAAGGAAUGCCCAUAACUUGUAUUUCUGUAGGACUGACUAUCGGCAAAGAACAAAUAUUGGGGAUAGCUUACAACCCUUUCAUGAACGAACUAUUUACCGCUACAAAGGGAAGAGGCGCUUACCUAAAUGGCAAAAAGAUCUGCACUAGUGGACUUACAGAUAUAAAAAGGUGUAUUUUUAACUAUGAGAUUUCCCUGGCCAGGACAAGUACCCACCUGUACAACGUGUAUAUGUUUAGGCUUAAACAUUUAAUAACAGAGAUCCUUGGCAUUCGCUCCUACGGCUGUCCUGUUCUGGGACUGUGUUACGUAGCAUGUGGACGUGUUGACGCAUAUCAAUGCGAUGGACUCUACCCAUGGGACGCAGCAGCUGGUACCUUAAUUGUCAAAGAAGCCGGAGGUCAUGUGGUAGAUACUACAGGCAAAUCCGAAUUCGAUGUGAUGGAACCAAACUUCCUGGCUACGGCUUCGAAAGCGCUUAGCGACAAGUUUAUUGAAAUCGAAAACCGAGCGGAUAGGGAACGUUCAGUUGCCAUUUCAAACAAUAAGGAGUAUUCGCCAUUGUGAUGGAAACAAACCUUACUUUAUUUCGGUGACCAUAGACGAAAAUGUUUUAAAAAAAGAGACAGACAACAGCAAUCUUCCAAUGGGAAUAGCGAAUCAUAAAAAAUAUAAAUCGAAAACCCACUUCUCUCCCACUUUUUUGACCACUGAUAGUUUAUUUAUAGUGUUUGUAUUUUAAGUUCGCGGUAAUCAUGUGUAUAGGUAACAUAAAGAGUUACACUACUACAUCGUUUUCGUAUUUUUUUCAGCCUCCACUUUCGUUGACAGUGUUAGGAAAUACUUGGUAAAUUGCGACCGACGUUCAUGACCUAUUUUUUUUGUCUUUUUUCAAACACAGACGAG